Hypoxylon trugodes is the source of this 5199-nucleotide messenger RNA. RefSeq lists its product as uncharacterized. NCBI's taxonomy places the organism in Eukaryota, Fungi, Ascomycota, Sordariomycetes, Xylariales, Hypoxylaceae. The transcript is spliced from 2 exons. Bases 1 to 5199 code for a protein of 1732 amino acids. Gene Ontology annotation, cellular component: membrane. The record is from RefSeq and is a predicted model, not a curated record.
AUGUCCACGCCAUAUUGGGGCCAAUUGCCCCCGUCCAAAGCUCGUCGCAUGUCCGGCGACUUUGACAAUGCCGAUCGCAGACAAUCCUUAGAUCAAUCCACUUCCCAGCCUCAGUCCCAAUACCAAUCCCAACCACAGCCCCAGUCGCGAUCGAAUCGGGCAUCUGUACAAACCACACAUACCGACGCCCGUACAGAGUCGACCUUUAGUCCUCUCGAGUCACCUGCGGCCUCGAAUUUCCAAGGAAACGGGUUAGCUCCUCGUCCACCUUCUCUUCCUUACGGACAAAAUCAAUACGCUCCGGAGCUUCAAGAGAGACGGCGAAAACGCACCAGUAGAAACCAAGCAGACGACAGCCCUCACGACGAAAUCAUCACUGCCGCCUCACCUCCACCUCCUCCAGCUGCUCCCGAUGUUCCCAGAGCUCCGCCAGUUAGCUACAGAGACCCUUACAGACACAGCAGCCCUGCUUUUACUCCGACAUACACCUACAACGCCGACGGUCAACCUGGGCCACCAUUAUCAGCUUACCGAUUCGGCUCUCCUAGAUUCAGUUCUCCCGGCCUUGGUUCUCCUCGAUUCGGGUCCCCGCAGGCUCGAAUGGCGGGCAUGGAGUCAGACCAUUAUUACAAAGAUGCUACUCCUGAGGCUGAAAGGCAAUUUAGAGCACCCAUACUCGACCGAAACAGGCAGAAUUUUGAUGAAAAUGGAGGGACUGGUGGUCAAUUAGAUAGGGAUAGUGAGAGAUCCGGAUCCAUACGUCGAGCAGCAAACGAAGAUCCGGCGGAUCCCUCUUUACCUAAAAGACAAGGGACCCUCAGCGCACCAUCGAAACGUCCGACGUGGGCCGACGAUCGAUCGCCGCUUCAAAAACUCGAACUUACACUUGAUAGUAUUACCAAAGAGGAGAAGCGAGCCCGUGUAGAAGCAGCGGAGCAUCGAGCAAGAGAACGCGCAGCACGAAAAGAAAAGGCUUUGCUUCAAGAGAAACUACAACCUCAUUCUCAGGCUCAAGUUCAACCCUUGCCCCAAUCAGAGCGCUCAAAUGGACAACAAGUUCGGUUUAGAGACCGUCGUCAACCUCAGGACCAGUAUGAAGAAUCGCGUGCAGUUGUUGCUGAUCCAAAUCAAGCACAGCCGUCGGCGGCCGCAUUCCAAAGUUCUUUGUCUCGGAACUCGCUGGAGGAAGACAAGCCACCCAGUCAAUCCCCGCCCCCUCGCAUCCCAGUCGCUAAGAAUCAAAACGUUACAAACAGUGAAAAAUCCGGGUUACCCCAGCGUAACUUAAGCUUCCGUGAGAGAGCUGCGAAGAAUGACAUCAAUCUACCAAAAGAUGGGGAUAGUAAUUCACCACCGUCACCGGUCACUCCACCAAGUGGGGGCUUCGCUAUCAGCCGAAGUGGAAGUAACAAACUCAAGAAGAACCCGCCUGGUGAUCCAUGGUAUGCUGCGCGCAGAGACGCCGAGGAGAAAUCUGCAGCCUAUCAGAGGCGCAGCUUACCAGCUGAGAAACCAAGUGAGCCGUACAGAGACUUUGGCGCGACAACGGCAACUAUCAAACCUAGAAAUGAGACAUUACCGGGGGCGCCUCCUUCACAAUUUAGCGACCGACCCCCAGCAAGAGGAAAGCAAUUCAACCAAGAAGAUUACUAUGAAGAACCCCCAACCAAACAGAGAGGGUUCGCUACUACAACUGGGUUCGGCCCUGGCGAUCCUAUAGGGAACAAUCAAUAUCCACCUCCAUCACAACCAACCUAUCAACCCUCAGUGCAGGAUGAAGAAGUUCUGCCAGCACCCACGAGAAGCACAGUAAAAUCCGUAAAGUUCCCAGAUGAAUAUGAUGAGUAUGAUUCUGAUGGAACCCCCCAUGAGUUUGGCAUUCAUGAUUACAUGCACCGAGGCAAGCUCAAGCCUGGUCGAGGGAUGUACCAACCACCGAGUUACUUAGACGAAUGGAAGAAAGCCACAGUUGGAACAUUGGGUGGCGCUCUAUUGGAUCUUAAAGAGGAACCUGUUCAGACUGGGGAUAAGAACACGCCGUGGUGGGAGAACCAUGGCAGGCGUAGAAGUAGUACGACAACGCGGCCACCGCAGUUGGAUGCUUUCAAUGCGGUGUAUGAUGAAACCAAGGGUCCGACCAGAUUCAAGCCAGCACUGUAUCUCAAAUGUGGACCGCUGUUGCGUUAUUGCGGUAUUCGCCAUGAAAAGCCACUUGCGCGAGUAAGUCAGAACGACGCAUCUCUAGAUAAAGAAAUAUGGAGAGGCACCGUUAUGAUCGUUACGCAAGACUCAGAGUCGUCCUACGAUAUCCCGCCGAUCCUUCGGCUUUUCGUUCAACCCAUUGAACUCUUACCUCCGCCACCCGCCGAAUUGCGUGGAGAACAAGUCCUUCCACCAGAAUAUGUGGAUCCAAUUGCCGGUAUCCCCAAACUUGGUCGACGGGGGGAGACACUCUAUGUGCGACCAGUGGAACAUCUGGAAGAAGCUAAAGACGUGUCGAGGCUAGACCCUGAUGACGGCCUAUUCGAAAUCACGAGGACCGCACCCGAUCCGCCUGGCUCUUUUGCUAGUCGCAAAAGACGUACUCCGGUUGACGGUGAGAAGCUCGGGAAGUACAAGGAUGUACGCGGAUUCCGUCUACAUGCUGAGAGGGGCCACACGUUCUGGAGGUUCAACAUCGAGGUUGAACUUGGGAGCACUCAGCAAAGAAUUGCCUACCGCAUUAAUCACGGUCCCGCAACAGGCUUUUGGGUACCUGCUCGAGGCCAAUCGAUGAACAUUAUGUUUCACAGUUGUAAUGGGUUCAGUCUAAGUGUGAAUUCAGAUGAGUUCAGUGGACCAGAUCCCAUGUGGCGUGAUGUGCUUAACAACCAUCAAACUCGACCAUUCCAUGUGAUGAUCGGGGGCGGAGACCAAAUUUACAACGAUGCUAUCAUGCGGGAUACCAAGCACUUCCAGAAUUGGCUACAAAUUAAGAAUCCGCUGCACAAGAAUAAUGCUCCUUUCACUCAUGAAAUGCAAAAUGAAAUGGAACACUUCUACCUGGAACGGUACAUGAUGUGGUUCUCCCAGGGGUUAUUUGGUUUGGCCAAUUGUCAAAUUCCUAUGGUCAAUAUGUAUGACGAUCACGACAUUAUAGAUGGCUUCGGUUCUUAUCCCCACCAUUUCAUGAAAUCGCCAGUAUUCAGUGGCUUAGGCAACGUCGCUUUCAAGUACUACAUGCUCUUCCAACACCAGAGCAUACCCGACGAAACCGAAGACACGGAGCCGAGUUGGGCUUUGGGAGUCAAACUAGGACCGUAUAUCCAAGAGCAGAGUCGCAGCUUGUUCAUGUCCCUAGGCAGCAAAAUUGCGCUCCUCGCUGUUGAUUGCCGGACUGAGCGCACGAGAGACGAGGUGGUACGCGAGGAUACAUGGAAGAAACUCACGGAACGUUGCUAUGAGGAUAUCGUCAAAGGCGAGACGCAGCAUUUGCUCGUUCUAUUAGGAGUUCCUAUUGCUUACCCUCGACUCGUAUGGCUAGAGAACAUUCUGACCUCGCGAUUGAUGGAUCCCAUCAAAGCCCUUGGAAAAACGGGAAUGCUGGGCAAUUUCCUCAAUCGCUUCGACGGAGGUGUCGAAGUUCUUGAUGACCUUGACGACCAUUGGACAGCGAAAAACCAUAAGAACGAGCGGAGAUUCACAAUCGAAGACCUUCAAGAUAUCGCCGGAGACAAGUCUGUCCGAGUGACGAUAUUGAGUGGUGAUGUGCACUUAGCAGCAGUCGGGCAGUUCUACUCAAAUCCAAAGCAGAACCUUGCUAAACACAAGGAUUUCCGUUACAUGCCUAACAUCAUCUCAUCUGCCAUCGUCAAUACGCCGCCUCCCGAUCUAAUGGCCGAUAUUCUUAACAAACGAAACAAGGUCCACCAUUUCGAUAAGGAGACCGAAGAGGAUAUGAUUCCUAUUUUCACUAAUGGUGUCGACGGCAAGCCGCGUAAUAACAAACAUCUCUUACCUCAUCGUAAUUGGUGCUCGAUUCGUGAGUAUGUACCUGGGCAGACACCACCGCCUACGCCGCCACCUGAGGAGUACGAAAUUACUCCUGAAGGUACACCACCGGGUAGUCGUCGUGGUAGCAUCCUCCGCAGGUUUUCAUUGUCCAAGAAGCGAGGGCCCUCUGUCCGUCCAGAUGCGUCACACGACCCCGCGGACCGUUCGCGGCCACCCCUCUCUGGUGGUAGUUUUAUGCGAUCUUUCUCGCGACGAGCUUCAUCCGACGGAGGAUCUCGACCAAACAAGCUCCUACGAACCUUGUCGCUAGGUCGAGCUGAUUCUUCUCGUCCACGUGGAAACCUGUUCGGGCGGAGGAAUAGUACAGACCGACCCGACGACGGCGGUAUCAACGGCGAUUGGGGCGCGGAUAGCGGGGAUGAAGAUUAUGACGGCGUCCAUGAAGCGCCUCCUGCACGACAGCAAUCAUCGCGACCUACCGUUUAUGCUCAAACUGCACCAAGUUACGGACACAGCACCAGCAACGGGAAACUUACCAAGCCACCACCUCGAAGUAGAGGCAAUGACGAAUAUGAAGUCGGUGACGACGCAUUCUUCACGGCACGCCCGCCUAAGCGCGCCGUUACGCAACCGAUGAGGAACGAGUACGAGAAUUACUACGACCCAGCCUCGUCAGACGAGAAUGCACCGCCGACGCGGCCGUUCCACCGCACACCUACGGGUCUCACGACGAAGCAGUUGAAGAAGAAGGGUGUAGCGCAUCAUGAAGUCGAUCUUGAGGGCGGACUCGAUGUAUGUCUGAACGUCGAGGUUAACGCCAAGGACCCGGCUGGAAUCACAGUUCCGUAUAGACUCUUAGUACCUAGACUAUGGUACGAGUACCAGGGCGAGGAUAUGGAAAGUGAUGAGCCGGAACCAGAACCGGAAAUGACAUCGGCAAACCAACAUCACGAUCAGCAAUAUGAACGCGAUCAGCAGAGAUAUGAAUACGAGCACGAUCAGAGGUACGAACAUGAACAAAUGCAAGACCCGGAUCAGGAGCAGGCGCCGAUCAUGUACGAGGGCGCGUAUGCGGAUGUUGGGGAGGAUGAGAGACCGCCGAAACAAGGCGUGUUAAAACGCUUGUUUAGUGGGCGUAGACGGAAUACAAGUGGUGGUAAUGGAGGUGGCGGGAGUCAGUAUAGGGCGAGGAGACAAUCGCCUUAA